AUGGAUAAUCCGUCAGCAUCGCCAGCCAAGCCGCCUACCCCGCCCCCGCUCCCUCCCUUUGCGUCUUUUCGCCAGCAUGAGAGGGAAUCGCCAUACCUCGCGAAGCUCGCCUCUGCGCCAGACGACUGGCUCUCUCGACCCGUCGAUCCACCAAAGCCGUACACCUAUGAGCCGAUACAUUAUUUCUUCUACGGCACCCUCAUCCAGCCCGACCUCCUCAAGCGGAUCCUCGACCUGGAGCAAGAACCCGAACUCCGCCCCGGCAAGGUGAUCGGAUACAGCCUCUCCUCAUGGGGCCAGUACAAGGCCCUCGUCGACGGCAGGCCUGGCGAGGAAGUACUCGGGUAUGCCUUUCUUGUCGAGUCCGCCGAGCAGGAGUUCAAGCUGGCCCGGUACGAAACGAGCGCGUACGAGCUGGCGCCGUGCAUGAUCUUCUUCGCCGACGGUAAGAGCCCCGAGCAGGCCCAGGCCAAGACCUUCAUGUACGCCGGCGAUUCCGGGGCGUUGAAGGACGGGAGAUUCGAUGCUUCUUUGUGGGAGCUGCAGAUGGGCAUGCGCUUGCCUCCGCGGCGGCGCCGCCAGCAUGGGAGGGAGGAAGAAAGUUCCUGA
Molecule: messenger RNA, 609 nt
Organism: Colletotrichum higginsianum IMI 349063
Lineage: Eukaryota; Fungi; Ascomycota; Sordariomycetes; Glomerellales; Glomerellaceae
Product: Poly polymerase
Exons: 1
Coding region: 1-609 (202 amino acids)
Source: RefSeq, a predicted model, not a curated record